This is a messenger RNA of Halteromyces radiatus, 423 nucleotides long. RefSeq names its product transmembrane proteins 14C-domain-containing protein. Lineage: Eukaryota; Fungi; Mucoromycota; Mucoromycetes; Mucorales; Cunninghamellaceae. The transcript is spliced from 2 exons. The record is from RefSeq and is a predicted model, not a curated record. Bases 46 to 357 code for a protein of 103 amino acids. Gene Ontology annotation, cellular component: membrane.
UUUUUUUUUUAUUUCCUAUUUCUAACUCUAGUCUUUGCAUAUAUUAUGUCUCAUCACCCUGCUUAUACAAUGUCAGCACUUUGUGUUGUUGGUGGCAUUACUGGUUAUUCCCGUACUCGCUCCAUUCCUUCUUUAGUAGCUGGUAUUAGUGUUGGUGCUUUGUAUGGUGUUGCUGGAUACAUUAUAAAAGAAAACCGGGAUUAUGGUCAUGAACUUGCUGUUGGUGCUUCAACUAUUUUGGCCAUUUCUUCUAUUCCCCGUGCUAUCAAGACAAGAAAACCUGUUCCAAUUGCUCUUGCCAUUACUUCUCUUGCUGCUGGUGCUUAUUACACGAAAAAAGUCAUUGAUUACGCUUAGAUAGAUCUUGAUGAUUAUUAUUCUUAAUAAAUAUAUAUAUAUAUUUAAAUAUAUCUUUCACUAUUA